Trematomus bernacchii (emerald rockcod) is the source of this 1591-nucleotide messenger RNA. It is a transcript of the gene gpd1b, whose product is annotated as glycerol-3-phosphate dehydrogenase 1b. The record is from RefSeq and is a predicted model, not a curated record. Gene Ontology annotation, cellular component: glycerol-3-phosphate dehydrogenase (FAD) complex; cytosol. Lineage: Eukaryota; Metazoa; Chordata; Actinopteri; Perciformes; Nototheniidae. The transcript is spliced from 8 exons. Bases 62 to 1117 code for a protein of 351 amino acids. Gene Ontology annotation, biological process: glycerol-3-phosphate catabolic process; carbohydrate metabolic process. Gene Ontology annotation, molecular function: NAD binding; glycerol-3-phosphate dehydrogenase [NAD(P)+] activity; protein homodimerization activity.
UGUCCCGGCUUCAGUGUGUCUCCGCACCCGCAGCAGCUCCGUCUGGAAGGUCAAACACAUCAUGGAAGCACCGAAGAAAAUCUGUGUGAUCGGCUCUGGUAACUGGGGCUCUGCCAUUGCCAAGAUUGUGGGUGCCAACGCAGCCAAGUAUGACAGGUUCGACACCACAGUGAACAUGUGGGUGUUCGAGGAGACGGUGAACGGACGUAAACUCACAGAAAUCAUCAACAACGACCACGAGAAUGUGAAAUAUCUGCCCGGCCACAAGCUGCCCCCCAAUGUGUUGGCUGUUCCAGACUUAGCUGAGUCUGUGAAAGGAGCCGACAUCCUCAUCUUCGUGAUCCCUCACCAGUUCAUCGUGAGAGUGUGUGACACCAUCAAAGACCACAUCAAGAAGGAUGCUGUAGGCAUGUCUCUCAUCAAGGGGGUGGAUGCGGGUCCAGAGGGGCUGAAGCUGAUCUCAGAGGUCAUCAGAGGGAAGCUGGACAUCACAACGACGGUCCUCAUGGGAGCAAACAUCGCCAACGAGGUCGCUGACGAGAAGUUCUGUGAAACAACCAUUGGUUGCAAAGACAAAGCCCACGGGCCCAUGCUGAAGGAGCUGAUGCAGACCACCAAUUUCCGUGUGACGGUGGUGGAGGAGGCUGAUGUUGUUGAGAUCUGUGGGGCGCUCAAGAACAUUGUGGCAGUGGGAGCAGGAUUCUGUGAUGGCCUGGGAUUUGGCGACAACACCAAGGCAGCGGUGAUCCGUCUCGGCCUGAUGGAGAUGAUCGCCUUCGCCAAGAUCUUCUGCACAAACUGCCCCGUCUCCCCCGCCACCUUCCUGGAGAGCUGCGGCAUCGCUGACCUCAUCACGACCUGCUACGGUGGACGCAACCGCAAGAUCGGAGAGGCUUUCGCCAAAACAGGAAAAAGCAUUGAGCAGCUAGAGAACGAGCUGCUGAACGGUCAGAAGCUUCAGGGUCCAGCCACCGCAUCAGAGGUCCACGUUAUCUUGGAACAGAAAAAACUGGUGGAGAAGUUUCCUCUCUUCACUGCUGUUCACAAUGUCUGCUUCAACGGCCAUCCAGUGACAGAGUUCAUCAAAUGUUUGCAGGACCACCCAGAGCACAUGUGAUGGAUGACAGCAGCCUGAUGAACAGGUGAAAGUUGAGAAAGGAUUUACACUAGAACUACUGUCUAACCCAGGUCAUUUCAGGGGGGAUGUUAGGUGAAGACUGUGCCUAAACCUGACUACCUUCAUGUUUAAAUCUCAAACAGAAAAUACCUGCGCUGCUUUGUUGACCCGCUUCCGUAUUAUGGACAGAAAACCCUUACUUCUGUUUUUACUGAUUCGAAACAAGUUGUUGUAUUAAACCCAGUCUUAAAAGUUUAAGGAAUUUUAAUCACUUUGCCUUACACGAUAUUCAAACCCUGACCUUAAUCUUACUAAAUGUGACAUAAUUUAUUAAAUUAAAGUGCCUUACCCUGCCUUAACACUGACAUUACUGUUUUCCAUGUAAAAUAAACACUGAAAACACAGCAGUUACCACUCACAUGUUUUUCUUCUGGACUUCUUAUGAUUUAUUUUGGAAUAAAUUAUUGAACUUUA